Messenger RNA from Suncus etruscus (white-toothed pygmy shrew), 936 nucleotides. Its product is annotated as olfactory receptor 12-like. NCBI's taxonomy places the organism in Eukaryota, Metazoa, Chordata, Mammalia, Eulipotyphla, Soricidae. Gene Ontology annotation, cellular component: membrane. Bases 1 to 936 code for a protein of 311 amino acids. The record is from RefSeq and is a predicted model, not a curated record. Gene Ontology annotation, biological process: sensory perception of smell; G protein-coupled receptor signaling pathway. Gene Ontology annotation, molecular function: G protein-coupled receptor activity; odorant binding; olfactory receptor activity. The transcript has a single exon.
AUGAAGAGUGAGCUUCCUAGAAAUUACUCAGAAGUGACUGAGUUUAUAUUAUUAGGAUUCAGAACUCCUCCAAAGUUUCAGAUCCUCUUGUUCUCAAUGUUUUUGUUGAUCUACAUGGUUACUGUAGUGGGAAAUAUUACCAUGAUAAUUGUCAUUAAUGUAGACUCAAAACUUCAAACACCCAUGUAUUUCUUCCUUAAAAAUUUGUCUUACUUAGAUCUCUGCUACUCCACAGUCAUUGCUCCUAAAACAUUACAGAACUUUUUGUCUAAUGAAAAGAAAAUUUCUUAUAAUGGCUGUGCCACUCAGUUUUUCUUCUUUGCUCUGUUUGUCACAACUGAAGGCUUUCUUCUAGCAGUAAUGGCGUAUGAUCGUUUAUCAGCAAUUUGUUUUCCUCUCCUUUACCCUGUGCAAAUGUCCAAUAAAGCCUGUGUGAGACUGGUAACAGGAUCUUAUAUCUGUGGAAGUAUCAACUCCAUAGUCCAAACAGGUUUCACCUUCAGUUUGCGUUUUUGUGGAGAAAACAGAUUGGACCACUUUUUUUGUGAUGUCCCAGCACUAAUCAAGAUCUCAUGUGUUGACACGUUUGUGAAUCAGAUAGUAUUGUUUAUUAUCUCUGCUCUCAUCAUCAUUAGUACUACAACUAUCAUUUUGGUUUCCUAUGCUUAUAUUCUCGCCACAGUUUUAAAGAUCCCCUCAAACCAGGGCCGAAGUAAAACUUUUUCCACAUGUGGUUCCCAUAUAGCGGUGGUGAGUUUAUUCUAUGGAACUGUGUUCUUCAUGUAUGCCCAACCUGGAGCCAUCUCAUCACCACAGCAAGACAAAAUUGUCGCGGUGCUCUAUACCCUUGUGAUACCAAUGUUAAAUCCUCUAAUAUAUAGUCUGAGAAAUAGAGAUGUAAAAAAUUCUGUGAAAAGAAUAUUUUGCAGAAAAUAA